UGGCCAUCGAGUUGCGCACUGCUUCAUCAGUCGAUCUAUUCAGAGACUGAUUUCUGGUGUGCGUAAAUUCGUUUGCUUUGGCUAUCUGCGCUGUAUUCAUUUGCUAGCUAGAUUUUUCAUUUUAAAUGGAGCAAUGAAAGAAUGUGAGCGUUAAAUAUAUCUGGGUGCGGCGCUCUAUACAAAGUGAAAAGGAUUUGCACUCUGGCGGUACUAGUGGUGGACAUUUUUUGCUUUUGUAUUUCAUCGCCUGUUGUGCUCACGAACCUUUCGGGGGUUUUGGUUUUAAUUUUAGGCUUUCAAAUAAUUCAAGAACCUUACACGUUUCAGUUUUACCUCAGAUACACUGUCCUUAAAGCUUCUUCCAUAUCGGAAACUAUUUGUGUUGUCAAGAAAACUUCCAAGCUACGUUAUCCAACUUUUGAGAGCGUUGGAGCAGAAGAAUGCGCUAGCCCGCUUGGUAGCCAGCCAUCUCUGAGAUGCUUUUGUGCGACCAGAACUAAUGCGACUUAUGUGGAUGUAACUGUUUUCUUUGUUCUCGUAAAUGAGAAGAGAGAGUUGAAAACCUACUAAUUAAGAUAAGCACCUGUGUCCCUUUUGGGGUUCUCUUCUGCCUCAAAGUGGGAUCCUGAGACCUGCCUCAUAGAUGAGAAGUGCCUGAGGAGCUGUGGGUGUGUGUGUGUAUGUGUGCGCGCGUGUGUGUGUGUGUGUGUGAGGAUGAGCUCUAAGCGGAGUCUGCUGGUUCGACUGGUGCGAUGCCGAUGUCUGCGGGGGGAGGAGGAGACUGUCACCUCCUUGGACUACUCCCACUGCAGUCUGGAGCAGGUGCCGAAGGAGAUCUUCAGCUUCGAGAAGACCCUAGAGGAGCUCUACCUGGAUGCCAACCAGAUUGAGGAGCUGCCCAAACAACUGUUCAACUGUCAGUUACUGCACCGGCUGAGUCUGCCAGACAACGACCUCAGCGUCCUGCCGCCAGCCAUCGCUAACCUAGUGAACCUCAGGGAGCUCGACGUCAGCAAGAACAGCAUACAGGAGUUUCCAGAGAAUAUUAAGAACUGCAAAGUCUUGGCCAUUGUUGAAGCAAGUGUGAAUCCAAUUUCUAAGCUCCCAGAAGGUUUCACGCAGCUCCUCAGCCUGACUCAGCUCUACCUGAAUGACGCUUUCCUUGAAUUUCUGCCAGCUAGUUUCGGCAGGCUGACCAAACUGCAGAUUCUCGAGCUGCGAGAGAACCAGCUGAAGAUGCUGCCCAAAAGCAUGCAUAAACUGACACAGCUGGAACGUUUGGAUCUGGGGAGUAAUGAGUUCACAGAAGUGCCUGAGGUUUUGGAGCAGCUUACAGGAAUCAAAGAGCUGUGGAUCGAUGGCAACAAGCUCACGCUUUUACCCGGGGUGAUCGGCUCCCUGAAGCAGCUGACGUAUCUGGACGUGUCUAAAAACACUGUGGAGACGGUGGAUGAGAAGAUAUCAGGCUGUGAGAACCUGCAGGACCUGCUGCUGUCCAGCAAUGCCCUCACACAGCUGCCCAACUCCAUAGGCUCCCUGAAGAAACUGACCGCCCUGAAAGUGGAUGAGAACCAGCUCCUGCAGCUGCCAGACUCCAUUGGCGGGCUCACUGCUCUGGAUGAGCUGGACUGCAGCUUCAAUGAGAUUGAGUAUCUGCCCGCUGCCAUCGGUCAGUGUGUGAACCUGCAUACAUUCGCCGCUGACCACAACUUUCUUACCCGGCUGCCUCCAGAGAUGGGAUGCUGGAAGAAUGCCACUGUGUUGUUCCUUCACUCCAACAAGCUGGAGUGUCUGCCUGAGGAGAUGGGUGACAUGCAGAAACUCAGAGUCAUCAAUCUCAGUGACAACAAGCUGAAGAACCUUCCCUAUAGUUUCACCAAGCUGACUCAAAUGACUGCUAUGUGGUUGUCUGAAAAUCAGUCCAAGCCACUCAUCCCUCUGCAGAAAGAGGAAGACCCGGAGACACACAAGACCGUGCUCACCAACUACAUGUUUCCUCAGCAGACCCGGACAGAGGAAUUUGUGCCUACCUCAGACAGUGAGAGCUUCAACCCCACUCUUUGGGAGGAGCAGAGGAAACAACGGGCCCAGGUGGCAUUUGACUGUGACGAGGACGUGAAGGAUGAACGCGAGACACCCACACGGGAAGGGAACCUAAGGCGCUACCCGACCCCGUACCCCGACGAGCUGAAGAACAUGGUGAAGACGGCGCAGUCCGUGGCACACCGGCUCAAGGAGGACGAGUCCGCUGACGAGGCGGUCAGCGAGAGGAACCACCUGGGAGUGCAGAGUGUGGGGGUAAAGGUGAUUGAAAGUCCUUGCGCCAACGGCAAAGUUCUGGAGGGUGAGGCCGAAGCCACGGAGGCCAGCAUCCAGAGCAGCACACCCCCUGAGCAGAGAGACGUUCCAGACAGCCACGAUCCUGAGAGGGUUCCUGUGCCGGGCUCGGAAAGCACUAGAACCACAGUCCACUAUGAGGAAAUACCUGAGGAUUCAGAGGAGCUGUCAUCAGAGGAAGAAGAGAUGAAGAUUGCGGAGAUGAGACCUCCACUCAUCGAGAUCUCCAUUAACCAGCCUAAAGUGGUGGCACUCAGCAAGGACAAAAAAGAUGACAGCAAAGACGCUGACUCGCUGCUGGAUGACACAGUGGCCAACAGUAACCAGAACAACAGCAACUGCUCGUCACCCUCGCGCAUGUCGGACUCCGUGUCACUGACCACAGACAGUAGCCAUGACAACUCGCUCUGCACCCCCGAGAGAGAGGCCAACAUGUCCUUCGUCCCCAAGAACAGGCAUGAGGAUGAGAACCUGAACCCACUGAAGGAGAUGGUCCCCUUGCUCAAGACCUGCUCAGAGACUACCCUGCAAGCCGUGCUGAAGACGCCACACAGCCUAGAGAGCAAAGCCUGCAGGAUGGGUGACUACGACCUGUCCAUGGAGGAGAGGCUGGCUCUCAUCGAGAAGGGCAUUAACAAUGGCAUGGAAGAGCAUUAUAGCCAGUGGGACCAGAUCAACAUGAAUGUGGCUAAACUGCAGCCAGACAACAUGCGGCCUUAUAAGGACCUAGAGAAGACCAAGAGCACGUUGUCUGGGGAACUUGUGCUCAGCAACACCAACACUUGUCUGUCCCUGGAGAACCUGGAGAACGGGAACCCAAACGGAAAAGCCCUGCCCAGGGAGCACUUUAACGGCCGGACAGAGGAAACGCUGGGGAGGUACGAGGCCACGAGGACAGUCUCAGCCGGGGUGACAGCCUCCAGCGACGGGGCCACGAAGACCGCCUCGGCCGGGGUGACAGCGUCCAGUGACGGGUCCCUGUCCCGCAGCACGGAGGAGCUGUCACCUGAUAAGCGAUGUCCUCCCCCUUCUGUAAUCAAGUCCCAGAGCAUCAGUAACAUGGAGGCUGGAGGGAUGAAGCUGUACUCCAUCGAGGGUGAGAGCUCGUCUUACGAGGCAAAGGCUGGGCUAGGCCCACAGGGUCAGAGCAUUGUCCGCUCUAGAUCAGCCACGCUUCUCAACGACCAGCCACUGCAGGUGUACCCUAGCUCCUCAGCCUCCUCUUCUGACCUGCUGUCUGGCUCCAAACCGCUGGUCAGUGCGCCCCGCUACCCUGCUGGCCCCCCGCCCCAGUACAAUGUCCAGUACACCAGCAGCGCAGUGCCCAAAGAGAACCUGUGGGGCCAGCGCAUGCCAGUCCCACCCGAGCAGGCCUACCUCCCGCCUCAGCACUCGCUCGCCAACACCAACUACUCCAACCGCAACAAUGCCCCACCCUACCCCCACCAGCCCCAGCAGCGCGGCCCACCAAAGACUCCUGAAAUGUGGGCUAAAGAGUGGAUGCUUCCUCCUGGAGGCCAGCGAAGCGCCCUGCAGAGACAGAGCAGCACCUCCUCCAGUGCCUCCAUGAGCAUGGACCCCCGCCGCAUGCCGGGGCCCGAGGUGGACUACCUGACCUACAGGGACAUCCACAACAUGGGGCGUGUGCCACUGCCCAUCAGCUAUGCCCUCCAGAGGCCACUGUCAGCUCGCACCUACAGUGUCGACGAACCCAACGCCGUCCGGCCCCACAGUGCACGCCUGCCGCCUCAUGAGCUGCCCGAAAGGACCAUGUCUGUCAGUGACUUCAACUACCAGCAUGGCAGUCCCAGCAAGAGACCCAAUCUCAGGGUGAAGUCAGAACACUCCCUGCUGGACGGACCACUAGGAGGAGCUGGCAGGGUGCCAGCAGACUGGAGAGACCAGGUCAUGAGGCAUAUCGAGGCCAAGAAGAUGGAGAAGAUGACUGCCCUGUCUCGGUCUUUGGCAACACUCUAUGGCAGCCAGGGCUCUCUGGCCCUUAGCAGUGUAGACGGACGGCAGUGUGGAGGCUACAGGCCCAGAGAUGAGGUCUUCAGUCCUUAUGGACAGCCAGGCUACCCCGUUGACACACACAGAAAAGUGCCUUUGAUGAACGGGCAGAUGUGCCCCCCUCCAGUGCGGGCCCCAAUGGCACGCCACCCCUCCCGAGAGCAGCUCAUCGACUACCUGAUGCUUAAAGUUUCCCAGCAACCUCCGGGCCCAUCCUGCCACUCUCACGAGCCUCUGUCCCAGGAGAUGCACAUAAAGAUUGAGAAGAACCCGGAGCUGGGCUUCAGCAUAUCUGGAGGUGUGGGAGGCCGAGGGAAUCCCUUCCGCCCUGAUGAUAAUGGCAUAUUUGUGACAAGGGUUCAACCUGAGGGACCUGCUUCAAAACUUCUCCAACCUGGAGACAAGAUUAUCCAGGCAAAUGGGUACAGCUUCAUGAACAUUGAUCACGGCAAUGCCGUAUCCCUCCUGAAGAACUUCCCCAACACUGUGGACCUGAUCAUCAUCAGAGACAUGGCAGUGUAGAGACCCUGUGGAACUCUGAAUGCCUUUAUUUUUGUACAUGGAGAAGCCAGAUUUAUGUAUAGAAUAUUGAACUGCUUUUCAUGGAAGGAUCAUAAAGCUUUGAUGAAAACAGGGCAAAACCACUGUGGCAAGUGGACAGGGGACAGUUUCUGGAAGCAUGCGUGUUUAAAGCAAACAUAAAAAAGAAGCCUUCACUGUGGGAUCGCCUGUUGGUGUAGUCCAACAUGCAUAAGAAAACUAAUUUAGGGUUGUGGUUUUUGUUUUUUGUACAAACUUUCAGAUGGUUUUAUUUUUUGAGUCAUUCACCACACAAUAAUUAGUGAAACAUUUAACUAUUGCUGUUACUGGGGGGGCAGUGCUCCCUGUCUGCUGACAUCAGUAGGUCUUUUAUUUUUAUUUUAAAAUCAUAUUUGACCUUUCCUCUCUUUUCUUAUUUAAGAGAGUUUUACAAACCACUUCUCUGACUGUGUGAGAUUUUUUUUUUAUCUGGAGGUCAAAGCUAUGUGCUUACUGUGGAUUUUGAAUGUAGAACAAGUGUGCGCCAUGGAGAUUUUCAUUUUGCCUGAAUGGUAGACUUAAUGUCUACAACAUAUCCACAGUGUUCUUAGCAAAUGCUGCUUUCCACUGUAGUCUUUUCAACUUCUCUGAGUCUUCUGUAGACUCAAGCUUUUCUGUGGGUCCUUAGUUUGCUUAGAAACAAGACAUCUCGCACCCCCACAAAUUCAGUCCUCAUGGACAGUGGGACCCACUCUCCACUUGUGUAUAGACACCUCUACCUUGGACAAGAUGCUGACAUCUAGGACGUGUGCUGGAGAACCUCCUUUAUAUCUGACAUGGACUGGAAAACAACUGGUGAAGAACCUCUAUGAGAAUCAUGGAAGAGAUAAAAAUGCAGGGGCUGAGACCAUCCUUAGCUGGCCUCACAUGAACAGUGUUCAAGCUAGGUUAACCAAAGCUCAUGAGGAACCGAGCGCACUGGAGAAGUGCUGGAAUGAAGCUUCUCAGGCCUUGCUGCGCUGAGCUUGCCCAGCAUCUCCAUUCCUCUCGAACCUAUUCACAAAUUGUCUUUGUUUAAGAAGGAAAUGUCUGAGUUGGUCUUCUGUACAGAGCAGUUUAACUGGGAUGAAUCUGAUCUGAGAUCAGCACUCCCCAUUUUGUGGAUGCUGGGCCUAAAACUAAAGGGCUUCCUACCCAUCUCUGAACUGCCAUUAUGUUGACAUAUGGAAAGGGUUUCUAAUUUAAGGCUGAGCUUGGUGGAAUCAAAAUGGUUAGCCUUUGUGAUUAUCCUCCUGAGCAUAAUGCAAAAACCUUUCUUCUUUUAGAGUUCAGAUGAUGAGCUUUAUGGGAGGUUGAUAGGGGCAGGGGGCUGGACCUGUCAUGUGCCAGUAGAAACUGAGCUAUUUAAAAUGGGAAAAGGUGUCCCCUUUGUGACUCAGAGCAAUAGCCACUGAUGCGCACAUUUUCACUGACCUUUCAUGCAUACUAUGGGACUGUGGUCAAGAGAGCAACAGCAAGACGUUCUAUUCUUAUUCUUAUUUUUUCAGAGUGCUGCAUUCUUUAAGUAAAAAAGAUAAAUCUCUUUUAGUACUCAUUAAUUGUGAUAGAGCAUUUUAUAUUCUACAAAUUUUAGAAAAGAAAACAGGAAAAUGCAUUUUGAAUAUUUUGCAAAGAUGUUCUGGAUACAGCAAAGCAGAAUGGCUAAUCCACCACCAACCCCCCAUGACUGCAUCACAGGUUCCAAAACCCCAUGCUGACUUGGCAUUAUUAAAACCCCAUGCUAAUUUGGCAUUAUUAAUUGUGUUCCAGGCUUCUGGACUGGGGUUUCACAUGUUUACCCAUCCUCAGUAGCAGAAAGGUUUGAAGGAUGUAGAAAUGUAAGCAAUCCAUAUUAACAUUUUUGUAACUGUCACAGUGAAAGGCUCAAAAACCUCUUUUUGUACACAUGCCUAUAUGUACCACGAACUAUUGAUUGUUGUACUGUGUGAAUUACUUGCAUGAAAUCACUCUCUAGAUUAUUUUGGCUAUAAUCUUCACCUACACUGAUAAUACACAAUAAACCCAUCAGUCUAUUGAAAUUUUAGAACUAAGCAACACUUCUCCACACCUGGUUUAGUUUGAAUGCUAGUUUCAGAUAGAGACAUUGACCUGGAUUUAAAUGAGUCUUGCAGCUUUUGUUCUCUCAUAAUGGUUUCCUCAAUGUGGUCUGUUUACCCAACUUUUAAAGACAUGAAUGACUUUGCUGAAACAAUGUUAAGAUGCAGUUUAUGAGCACUGUUUUUACAUUUCGUCACAAAUCAGUUGAAGACCUUGAUUGUCAAUCCUUUUAACAUCACUGAUGAAAACUGACAAAAUGUAACAACAAUCUUUUUUUUUUUUUUUGCCACAUCAAAAAAUUGUCUUUUUUGGAAUUCUCCCAUGUUUGUCUAUUUAUUUAGCAAACUGUUCUUUUAGAGAUUACUAAUCAACAUGUAAAUACUUUUUAAACAGUAUGAGUUAGCUAUGGCAUUAGUGACCUUAGUUUAUGAAAACCAGCAAUAAAUUGGAACCAUUUUUAAUGUAUAGCUAUUUCAAAGAUUUCUCUGGAAGCAGCUACAAACAUGAUUGGUAUGCAUUUAUUCUACAUUCCAGAUUUUGUAUAUAAUUUUAGGUUCCAUGGUAUCCUGUGGAAAAUAAGAAAUAAACUAAUGGUCUUUAAGAUUG
Molecule: messenger RNA, 7569 nt
Organism: Electrophorus electricus (electric eel)
Lineage: Eukaryota; Metazoa; Chordata; Actinopteri; Gymnotiformes; Gymnotidae
Source: RefSeq, a predicted model, not a curated record